Gastrolobium bilobum is the source of this 1708-nucleotide messenger RNA. RefSeq names its product glycerol-3-phosphate 2-O-acyltransferase 6-like. Lineage: Eukaryota; Viridiplantae; Streptophyta; Magnoliopsida; Fabales; Fabaceae. The transcript is spliced from 2 exons. Gene Ontology annotation, molecular function: phosphatase activity; glycerol-3-phosphate 2-O-acyltransferase activity. Gene Ontology annotation, biological process: cutin biosynthetic process. Gene Ontology annotation, cellular component: membrane. The record is from RefSeq and is a predicted model, not a curated record. The coding region runs from base 109 to 1602 and encodes 497 amino acids.
CUUCUCUUUUUAAAACCCCCUCUUCUCCCUCUCUCCUCAUAACAUUUCCAAGCUGGCUAGCUAGUACAUCCACACCCAUCUUCUUCCUCUCUUUUCACUCUUUGUGCCAUGGUAAUGGGAGCCUUACGCCAUUUUGAACCAAUCACAAAAUGCAGCACAGAACAAAGAUCAAACCAAACCGUGGCUUCAGACUUGGAUGGCACACUUCUUGUGUCUCGAAGUGCUUUCCCUUAUUACAUGCUUGUUGCUCUUGAAGGUGGAAGUUUCCUAAGAGGACUUGUCCUCUUAGCCUCUGUCCCUUUUGUGUAUUUCACGUACCUAUUCAUAUCUGAAACCGUGGCUAUCAAAACCUUGAUCUUCAUUACCUUCGCCGGGUUGAAGAUCAAAGAUAUUGAGAUGGUGUCAAGGUCAGUGUUACCAAAGUUCUAUGCAGAUGAUGUCCAUCCUGAGACAUGGAAAGUGUUCAAUUCUUUUGGUAAGCGUUACAUUGUUACUGCUAGUCCAAGGUUGAUGGUGGAGCCAUUUGUUAAAACCUUUUUGGGUGCUGAUAAGGUUCUUGGGACAGAACUAGAGGUAACAAAAUCAGGGAGGGCAACUGGGUUUGUUAAGGAACCUGGUGUGCUAGUUGGUGAGCACAAGAAAGAAGCUAUUGUCAAGGAAUUUAAGUCUAGCUUGCCUGAUUUGGGAUUAGGAGAUAGUGAAACCGAUCAUGACUUCAUGUCAAUUUGCAAGGAAGCAUAUAUGGUGCCAAGGACUAAGUGUGAGCCACUACCAAGAAACAAGCUUCUAAGCCCAGUUAUUUUUCAUGAAGGUAGGUUUGCUCAAAGGCCAACUCCUCUAGCUGCCCUCUUAACCUUCCUAUGGCUUCCAAUUGGUAUAAUACUCUCUAUCUUAAGGGUCUACCUUAACAUCCCUUUGCCUGAAAGAAUUGCAUGGUACAACUAUAAGUUGCUUAGAAUCAGAGUUACUGUGAAGGGUACCCCUCCACCACCCCCAAAGAAAGGUCAAAGUGGAGUCCUAUUUGUUUGUAACCACCGCACAGUUUUGGACCCAGUGGUUACAGCAGUUGCACUAAGAAGAAAAAUUAGCUGUGUCACAUAUAGUAUAAGCAAAUUCACUGAAAUAAUUUCACCAAUCAAAGCUGUGGCACUCACAAGGGAAAGAGAGAAAGAUGCAGCUAACAUCAGGAGUUUGCUUGAAGAAGGGGACUUGGUGAUUUGCCCUGAAGGCACAACUUGUAGAGAACCAUUCCUUUUAAGGUUCAGUGCACUUUUUGCUGAGCUAACUGAUAGAAUUGUCCCAGUUGCUAUCAACACAAAACAAAGUGUGUUUUAUGGGACAACAGUUCGUGGUCAUAAAUUGUUGGACCCUUAUUUUGUGUUCAUGAAUCCCAUGCCUACAUAUGAGAUCACUUUCUUGAACCAGCUUCCCAAAGAGCUAACAUGCAGUGGAGGGAAAUCUGCAAUUGAGGUUGCAAAUUACAUUCAAAGGGUCCUUGCUGGUACUCUGGGAUUUGAAUGUACCAAUUUAACUAGGAAGGACAAGUAUGCCAUGAUUGCAGGAACAGAUGGGACAGUUCCAUCUAAGAAGCAGAAAGCUUGAGACAGAGCAGUUCCAUCUAAGUAGUUCCCUUUUGAUUCUGUAUUGUGUUUCCAAAACAAUUAGAAUUAUGAUAGUAAUAAAAACUGAUUGUGAUGAUUCCCAUAAA